GACGCGCAUUGUGCAUCUGUUGUUCGGGCGGUAGAAGAGCCUCUGCCGCGGGUCGUCUCCAGAGUUUGCCAGGUGUUUGUGCAGAGAACAGCUGGACGCAGGAAGCCGCAGCGAUGGCCUCUCCGCUCAAAGUGUGCAUAGUCGGCUCCGGAAACUGGGGGUCAGCCAUUGCCAGGAUUAUUGGGAAUAAUACCAUGUCACUGCAGCGUUUUUCCACCACAGUGAAGAUGUGGGUGUUUGAAGAGAACAUCAAUGGCAGGAAGCUCACUGACAUCAUCAACACUGAACAUGAAAACAUCAAGUACCUGCCUAGAUACAAACUACCAGAGAAUGUGAUAGCUGUCCCAAAGCUCUGUGAUGCUGCAGAGGGAGCUGACCUGCUGGUGUUUGUGGUCCCUCACCAGUUCAUCCGGAAUCUCUGUGACGAGAUAGUGGGUUGUGUCCCCACCAAAGCUCGGGGAAUCACACUCAUAAAGGGGAUAGAUGAGGGUCCCGAAGGCCUGAAGCUCAUCUCUGACAUAAUUCGAGAGAAGAUGGGGAUUGACGUCAGCGUCCUCAUGGGAGCAAACAUCGCCAACGAAGUGGCAGCUGAGAAGUUCUGUGAAACCACUAUCGAGACCCAACAGUACCACCAUGAGCAAGCACUUGGCAACGGGUGCAAGGAAAAACUGCCUUUUAAGAGGCGGAAACCUAGGACAGAUACUUCGGCUCUAGGUAGUAAGAUUCUGGAGAACGGCCUGCUGUUCAAAGAGCUACUGCAGACUCCGAACUUCAGAAUCACAGUGGUAGAUGAUGCAGAUACAGUGGAGCUGUGUGGCGCCCUGAAGAAUAUUGUUGCAGUGGGGGCAGGCUUCUGUGAUGGGAUGCGGUGUGGUGACAACACCAAGGCGGCUGUGAUCCGUCUGGGGCUGAUGGAGAUGAUAGCCUUCGCUAAACUCUUCUCUAAGAACGGCUCUGUCUCCACGGCAACCUUUCUAGAGAGCUGCGGUGUGGCUGACCUCAUCACUACAUGCUAUGGUGGCCGAAACCGACGAGUGGCAGAGGCCUUCUCUAAAACGGGGAAGAGCAUUGAGCAGCUGGAGAAAGAGAUGUUGAAUGGUCAGAAGCUCCAGGGUCCUGCCACUGCAGCUGAGGUUUACCACAUCCUCAAACAGAAGGGCCUUGUGGACAAGUUCCCUCUGUUCACAGCAGUCUAUCAGAUUUGUUUUGAGGGGAAGCCGGUUCAAGAGAUGAUCUCCUGCCUGCAGAGCCACCCAGAGCACAUGUGAUCCCCCGGUGCAGUUGUGUUGUGGAUACAAGGUUCUAACUGGAGCCACAGACCACCAAGAAACAAGGAUUGCCAUCAGUCAACCAUUUAUUAACCAAUUCAGUGUUUCCUUUCUAGGAUGAUGACUGCCAUGGUUCUAAACUAAGAAAAAAAUAAUUAUUUCCAAAACAAGUCAUUAAUCCAUUCUUUAAAUCAUGUUAAACAUUUACACAUUUAAGUAUCAUAAAUCUCUCAAAUACAGAUUAGUCUGACAUAAAUCAGCAUAAUAUUAUUUAACAAAUUUAACCUUCCUGUCUUAUACACCAUAAAAAUGAUGUAAGUUAAUAUAAAGAAAUUACUGCUCACAUUGAAGGUUAAACAAAAGACACACUGUGAACAUCUACAUUAUCUACAUCAUCAUCCAGGUGAAAUGUUUGGAGACAAAGGUGGUUUAGAUCAUUAGAUUUGUAUCUAACUUAUCUGAUUGGUUUGCCUCCUCGUGUUUCUUGACCGGUCAGACUUCACUGGAGUGAUGUUGGCUUGUUCCCACUUCUCAGAUAUUUUCAUGGUUAGUGUUAGCAAGAUAACAAGAAAACAGUGGAUGGACCCACAUGAAAAUGACAGAGGUGGACCUGGUGCAGUUCACAACAACAUAAAGUCCUGACCCAUUCAUUAAUAAACCAGAAUGAUCCUUUAAUCACUCGGUCCAUCAUUUUAUUUAAAAACACUAUUAACACAGAUUGUGAUACAUAUACUUACUCUACUGCAUUCUAGGUGUUUAAUUUGUGUUUGCUUGUUUUUUAAAAAAUGGCAACUUUUGCAAAUACUGUAUAUUUCCAGGUUUGUGACCAAAUGUUUGAACCUGUGUUUUCUUGUUGUGACAGUAGAGUGGUUCAUCGGUUUCUUACUUAUCAACAGGCAGGUGCUGUCAGCCAUUACAAGCCUGUCUGUGGACACCAGCAUGAUACUGGGUCUGUGUCACUCUGAUGCACUUUAGUGAUGUCCUGCACAAGCAGACAAAGCAUUGUGACUUAGAAGAUAAGGAUAUUUACUAUGUGUUUCAGUAUUUUAUAGUAUUGCUGCCAGGCCAGAAAAAGAGAAACAGAUCAGUAUUGCAUCAUAACAUUUUAUGUUAUUACAACAUACAAUCUCUUGUUUAUUUUGUUAUAACGUAAUAACCUAUAUUGUUACAUUAUAAUGUGAAAUGUUUCACAUUUUAACAAGAUAGUGUAAAAAGGAGUGGUGGGCAACGAUUAAAAUCUUUAGUUUCAGUUACGCAAAUUCCAUACUGAAUUCAAAAGUAGUGUAUUGCGCACUUUAAAAUGCUAUAUGAGCAAAAGUGCAAUAAAAUUUGGUUUGCACUUAUACACAACUUUACACUUUAAGUUGUUAUUCAACAGCAGUAUUCCCUUUACACGAUAGCAGUUAAAAUAAUUCUUCUCUAAGGGCGUUUUCACACAUACCUCAUUUGGUCCAGACCUUCGAACUUUUCAGUUUGGUCCGAACCAAAAUUGUAGGUGAGAAAGGUGCCACGGACCACGGUCCGGAUCAAAAGACCAAAAUUUGGUCCGAACUAAAGAGGUGGUCUCGGUCCGGAUCAAACUGAACCAUGGUUCUUCUCCCACACUUCUGGUUUGUCUGGAUGUGUAUUAAGAGCCAGUGAGCAACGGACUUUCAAAAUAAGAAUAAUAGUAAAAAGAAAAACAGUUAAUGUGAGAUAAAAUAAUUGUCUGCUUUUUUAGUUUAUUAAUUAAUGUGUUAACGCAAUCAUAACGCUAUAACUUGCCCAGACAUAGUAGAAAGGUUUCUUGUUAUGACUUGAUGAGUUUGUAUGUCAUAGUAACCUGAAGAAGAUAUAAUUUAUUAAUCCCGAGGGGAUUUUUUUUAUACACACACACACACAGGCUGAAAUACACACUAUCAUGCACUUGUGGACAUGCAAACAGGGAGAGAGAGAUGGUGGAGUGAUGGGGCUGCAACGUUAACAGCGCCCCAUGAGUAGGCUUUGGGUUAGGUGCCUUGCUCAAGGGCACCUCAGCAAAAUAUUCAUGUUUUCACUGCCAGUCAGGUAGAAUAGGUAGUUAAAAUAGUCAUAAGAAAUCUCAACUGAUAAUAAUUGAAUUAUCCUGUUGUACAUCAAAAACAGAAUAGUAUCACAAUAAUCUUCUUGACAAGUCUAUCUCUUGAAAAUUGCCUCUUAAAGGAAUGGGCAGAUGUGAUUGAACACAGUGGUCCUCUGUUGUCCUUUGUUGUUUAUAAAGGUUGUAUAGAGAAAUUAGAGUAAUUUACAUUUGUAUUUAAAAAGGGUUUUGCAAUUGGGAUUUUAGAAGAGAACGUGCUGUUGUAAAAUGUGCAAUCUGUUUGUGUAAUUAUCACAAUAAGAUUUUCAUAAUGAAUGUUGUUACAACAAAAAGAAAAAUAACGUUUUGUGAAAAAAAAUAAUUGCCAAACCAAAUGCAGUUUGAGGUACUGUGAGCAAAAAGAAGUAGUCAACUAAAAGAGUCUAACUAAAGGCCAAUGUAGCCAGUUGGCAUUUGACAUUAAAAUGGGAAUUUGUCAUUUGAAAAUUAAAUGAAUAACUUCAGCACUCACUUUGCUGAAAACUGUUCUUGCAAUUAAAGCUGCUUUUAAGAGAUUAUGGUAAGGUUGAAACAGAAACCUUGUUGAGUAGCCUACUUGUUAUUCUUGUUGUCAUAUAUUUAAAUUUGUAUGGCUCUUGUAAGAUCAUGAAAAAAAAGGUGAACGAAUUAAAUUCCAUUAGAGCAUUUUAUAUACUUCCUACCAUAUUUUUGAAUGAAUUUUCUGCACAAUUUAAUUGGUUAAAUAAAUGUUAUGUAAUGUAUGUUUUUUUUUCCUGCAAAAAAUCAGCCUGAUUAAAAAUUCCAGAAUCUAUGAA
Dicentrarchus labrax (European seabass) is the source of this 4142-nucleotide messenger RNA. RefSeq names its product glycerol-3-phosphate dehydrogenase 1-like protein. Gene Ontology annotation, cellular component: glycerol-3-phosphate dehydrogenase (FAD) complex; cytosol. The record is from RefSeq and is a predicted model, not a curated record. Gene Ontology annotation, biological process: carbohydrate metabolic process; glycerol-3-phosphate catabolic process. Gene Ontology annotation, molecular function: NAD binding; glycerol-3-phosphate dehydrogenase [NAD(P)+] activity; protein homodimerization activity. The transcript has 10 exons. Bases 114 to 1268 code for a protein of 384 amino acids. Lineage: Eukaryota; Metazoa; Chordata; Actinopteri; Moronidae.